This is a messenger RNA of Phoenix dactylifera (date palm), 1390 nucleotides long. RefSeq lists its product as uncharacterized. Lineage: Eukaryota; Viridiplantae; Streptophyta; Magnoliopsida; Arecales; Arecaceae. The record is from RefSeq and is a predicted model, not a curated record.
UUAUUGGCGCUGAUUACAAGCCGAGCGUGAUCUUUGUGGUUCGUCGUCCGCAAUGAGGUAGGUUUUCCGUGGCUGGCUUCUGUUGUCCUUUUAUUGCUACUAAACAAAGCCAACGGGAGAUUCCCGAUCAUCCUUUCCCGUUCAAAAGAAACAACCAUCAUGGCCCCCCUCCCCAACUUCCUCCAACUUAAAUUCCACCAACUGCACCCGAUUGACGUCCAUCUCCCCAUCUCUCAUCUUCAUAUCUUUUCUCCUUGCAUCCAUGAAGCCCUCCUCCACGUCUGUCGAUGGCUUCUACUCCUCCCUGACCCGCGGCCUCGACGACCUCGACCGUUGCUUCGCCUCGAACAGCUUCAUGUCCCUCCAAUUCCUUCAGCAGGCCGUGUCGUUCCUCCGCUCCUUCCACUCCCAGCUCAUCCACCUGGUCCGGAAGCUCCACCUGCCUGUCGGCGAGAAGUGGCUCGACGAGUACAUGGACGAGAGCUCCCGCCUCUGGGAGGCCUGCCAUGUCCUCAAGACGGGAAUCUCCAACAUGGAGAGUUACUGCUACUCCACCGGGGCCGACACCAUUUUCUCGCUCGAGGAUGGCUGCCGCCACCUCCAUCCUCAGCUCACCAGACAGGUAAUGCGGGCGAUAUCAGUCUGCCGGCGAGAAGCUGUGAGACUGGAAGAGGAGAACAGAGUAUUGGUGGAGACGAGGGCCGAGUCCCUCUCGCUUCCGCUCGAUGAGAAAGUCCCAGUGGAAUCCAAGCUCCAUGGAUUCGAUGGAUUCAGGGGAGCUCUCUAUGCUAUGAGGAGCGUCGGCUCUUUUCUCCUCAUGCUCCUGCUUUGGGGAUUGGUCUGCUGGUGGCAAGACCCGAGCUCCAACGGGCUGGCAGCCAUCGAAGGUUCGCUUUUCUUCGGGUCGGGGUUCAUGGUGUCGAUGGCGAGAUUGCAGCAGAGGGUGGUGGGGGAGAUCGGGAGGAUGGACCACCGGCCGGGAAUUCUGAUGUACGAGUUCCGGAGGGUGAGAGCCGGCUUGGAGGAGCUGGAGAGGAGCAGGGGGUGUGAAGCUGGAGGAGGAGGGCUCGGGGAGAGGGUGGAGAGCUUGAAGUUGUGGUUUGGGCUGUUGAGAUCUGGAACUGAGAAUAUUACCGGGCAGCUGGACGACUUUUUCGAUGAGGUUGUGGAAGGGAGAAAGAAGCUCCUGGACAUAUGCAGUCAGAGGUAAAAGGUAAGUAAAAGAGAAUGGCAGCCAUGGGUAAUAGGUUCAGAGAUGGGAGGGUAGGAUAGUUUUUUGGUUUGUCUUUUUUGUUCUCUGUUUCCGUAGCUUUUGUUUUGCUUCCAGUUGCAGUUGAAUGUACUAUAAAGCAAAGAGAGCCAUUGAGAGAUACCAAUGGCAAUAUAUAUA